CUAGAUGAUUGUACAUCACGUAGAUGUUGCAACUCUUGAGCAAUCCUAACCUAAACAUUUUCCUGCGGAUGUGAAUUACGGGGACUGUUUGUACUGUAUUUGAUGCCUCAGUCAGAUAUUAAGUUUUUUUUUAAUAAUGUAACAGUGUAUUAGAAUUUCCGUUAAAAUUUGGAAUAUGUGAAUGUGUAAAAUUUAAUAAAUGUGAUUAAUCAAGUUUGUUUAACUCGACUACAAAUUGAUUCUAUUGACGAUAAGAGUAAAAGAGGGGAUCUGCUUUAGUAUAUUGAUAGUGACGAUAAAAGAAAAAAGAAAUAUAUAAAUUUCCUGUUUUCUUGUUGAGGUUUCAUAGUGUAAAUUGAUUGUAAAUUGAUUGUGUGUUACAAAGUAAUAAGUGUAAAGUGAUCAUUCUGUCUAAAAUGUCCAUUUUGUUUUUGUAGACAGGAGUUGAUUUGAUUGCUCUAAGCAAGAAAACUUUCUGUUUGUUCAUUAUGUGACAAAAUGUCAAAAUGACUUCCAAAGUGGAAAAACUAGGAAGCCCUGGCAAUAUUUCAAAAAAUUUUAAUAUAAUAAAAAAAGAUUAUGGUAGUAAUUUAAGAAGCAAUAUGGGGAAUGGAUAUACUAGUGAUUCAAAAGAUGAAACAUUUGAGUUUGAAGUUCCUCCUGAAGCUCCCGUAUUUUAUCCAAAUGAGGAAGAAUUUAAGGACCCACUUGCAUACAUUGCUAAAAUUAGAGCAGUUGCUGAAAAUACAGGAAUAUGCAAAAUAAGACCUCCACCCAAUUGGCAACCCCCUUUUGCUGUUGAUGUUGACAAAUUACGAUUUACUCCUAGAAUUCAGAGACUUAAUGAGUUAGAAGCAAAAACUAGAGUUAAAUUAAAUUUUCUAGAUCAAAUAGCUAAAUUCUGGGAGUUACAAGGUUCUUCAUUAAAAAUACCAAUGGUAGAGAAAAGAGCUUUGGACCUGUAUACCCUUCACAGUUUAGUACAGUCAGAAGGUGGUUCUGAAACAGUAACAAAAGAGAGAAAAUGGUCUAGAAUUGCAAUUAGAAUGGGUUACCCACAAGGCAAAGGAAUAGGAACUAUACUUAAAAGUCAUUAUGAAAGGCUUCUUUAUCCCUUUGAUGUAUUUAAGGAAGGAAAAUCACUUAAAAAUAUUAAAAUGGAUCCAGAAUCCAACGAAACUGGUGAUGUUAAAACAGAUAAAGAUUAUAAACCUCACGGUAUUGUUGGUAGAAUGGCUGUGAAACCUCCUGUUGAAAAACACGCAAGACGAUCCAAACGCUUUGAAAAUGAGGACAAGUUUGAGGCAAAAAUGAGAGAUGAAUGUUUUGCUGAGGCUGAUCGUAGUAAAGAAUUAAAACGUUUGCAGUUUUAUGGAGCUGGGCCUAAAAUGGCAGGAUAUAUCAACAAAGAGAAAAAAGAAGAAAAGAUGAGAGAUAAACAUUCGGCUUGCGAACUGGAUCCUUUGGCUAAAUACGUGUGUCACAAUUGUGGUAGAGGAGACGUAGAGGAAUCGAUGCUCUUGUGUGACGGUUGUGAUGAUAGUUAUCACACAUUUUGUUUGAUGCCCCCAUUAGCGGAAAUUCCUAAAGGCGAUUGGCGUUGUCCAAAAUGUGUGGCCGAGGAAGUGUCAAAGCCCACAGAAGCAUUCGGUUUUGAACAAGCACAAAGAGAGUACACAUUACAACAGUUUGGGGAAAUGGCAGACCAGUUUAAGUCGGAAUAUUUCAAUAUGCCUGUUCAUAUGGUUUCGCCAUCGAUUGUUGAGAAGGAAUUUUGGCGAAUAGUUUCAUCAAUCGAUGAAGACGUCACAGUUGAAUACGGGGCCGAUUUGCAUACCAUGGAUCAUGGGUCUGGUUUUCCAACUAAAACAUCACUUAAUUUAUUCCCAGGAGAUCAGGAGUAUGCUGAUUCCAGUUGGAAUUUAAAUAAUUUACCAGUUUUGGAAGGUUCUGUCUUAGGAUAUAUAAAUGCCGAUAUCUCAGGGAUGAAGGUUCCGUGGAUGUACGUUGGCAUGUGUUUUGCUACAUUUUGUUGGCAUAAUGAAGACCACUGGAGUUACUCUAUAAACUAUCUUCAUUGGGGAGAACCAAAAACCUGGUAUGGUGUUCCUGGGAGUAAAGCGGAGUUUUUCGAAGAGACCAUGAAAUCGGCUGCACCUGAGUUGUUUCACUCUCAACCUGAUUUACUACAUCAACUUGUUACGAUAAUGAACCCAAAUAUUUUGAUGGCUGCCGGAGUUCCUGUCUACAGAACAGAUCAACAUGCUGGAGAAUUUGUUGUGACCUUUCCAAGGGCGUAUCAUGCAGGAUUUAAUCAAGGGUAUAACUUUGCAGAAGCAGUUAAUUUUGCACCAGCAGAUUGGUUGAAAAUGGGUCGUGAAUGUAUAUUACAUUACUCACAUUUAAGACGUUUCUGCGUCUUUUCUCAUGACGAAUUGGUGUGUAAAAUGGCACUAGAUCCUGACAAAUUGGAUCUGACCAUUGCAGCAGCGACAUAUCAAGAUAUGCUUCAAAUGGUUGAUACAGAGAAGAAGUUAAGAAAAGCACUGUUAGAGUGGGGAGUUACAAAUGCAGAAAGAGAAGCUUUUGAACUAUUACCUGAUGACGAAAGGCAAUGUGAAGUAUGUAAAACAACUUGCUUUCUGUCGGCAGUUACUUGUAGUUGUUCUGCAGAUACUCUUGUAUGCUUGAGACAUUAUUCGAGUUUGUGUAAAUGUUUGCCAGAUAAGCAUACUUUACGUUAUCGUUACACUUUAGAUGAGCUUCCCUUAAUGUUACAAAAGCUUAAAUUGAAAGCAGAGUCAUUUGAUAAUUGGGUCAAUAAGGUCAAAGAUGCUCUCGAUCCCAACAUUCCAAAGAGCAUGGAUCUCUCGGAGUUAAAAGCGUUAUUAAGUGAGGCAACUGGAAAGAAGUUUCCAAAAUCUGAACUUCUAGAUACUCUUAAAAACGCUGUGGAUGAUGCAGAAAAGUGCGCCAGUGUAAUUCGCCAGCUUGACUUAAAUAAGAUGAGAACUAGAACUCGCAAUUCUUCAGAUAACAAAUAUAAACUAACCAUAGAAGAGUUGACUUUAUUUGUUGAAGAAAUUAAUAGUUUGGCUUGCAAUUUAGAGGAGGGUAGAAGCGUCAUUGAUUUGUUAAAACAGACCAAAGAUUUCGAAGCAGAAAGCACAAGAUUGCUCCAAAUGGAUCUCGGUGAAUGUAACGCAUCUGAUUUAGAAAAGUGCCUUGAUCACGGGAACGGACUUUGCAUCGAACUUCCUUCUUUAAAGUUUGUAACGCAGCGUCUUCGUCAGGUGUUAUGGUUACGAGACAUUACCACCGUUAGGCGAAAGGCAGAAAUCGUACAAAUGGAUACAUUAAAGAAUUUGUUAAAGUCAGGAUUACAGUUACCUCCAGAUAUAUUCAUCGAAAGAGAGUUGCAAGUUCUUAGAGCUUUAUUAGCUGAUGCUGAAGAUUGGGAGAAAAGGGCUCAACAAUUGUUUAAGUCUGACUCGACAAACAUAAUUCAAGAAGCGGAAAGUCUGUUGCAAGAAGCCGAAGACAUGGAAGUCUUUCUUCCCUCGGAGGAAAUGCUUGCAGAUGCCUUAAGUCGAGCAAAAGACUGGCUGAAAACGUUAGAAGAGAUAAAUUCUGCUGAAUUUUAUCCUUAUUUUGACACGAUGGAGGAUCUUAUUAAGAAGGGUCGUGCAAUACCAAUUUGUCUCGAAGAAGUCGGAAAAUUAGAAACGUAUAUUUCGGCAGCGAGAGUUUGGAAAGAAAAAACAAGUCGUAUAUUUCUUAGAAAGAAUACAUCAUUUACUUUAAUGGAAGCCUUGUCGCCUCGAGUUAAUACAAACAUGACCAAAUCGCGAAAAAAAUCGGUAGAAGAUGAGCCAUACUACCUUAAACUAAGCAACUUAGAUCCAGUCGCUGUUGUCGCAUUUUUCAAAGAAAGUGAAGAACGCGAAAUGGAAACCAUUAAAGAACAAAGAUCCAUAAAUGGAUCAAAAAGCUUAGAACAGACUGCAAACAAUACCUUCUGUGUUUGUCAGAAACCUGCUUUCGGUGUAAUGAUGCAAUGUGAAGUCUGCAAAGAUUGGUUUCAUAGUGAUUGUGUCCAACUGCCGAAGAUUGCACACAUGAAGAGUAGGACUAAUUUUACAAGUACUGCAUUGCAAAUGGGAUUUAAAGACUGUAAAUUUUUAUGCCCGAAUUGCUAUCGUACAAGAAGGCCACGACUUGAAACUAUAUUAAGUCUGCUAGUUUCAUUACAAAAAUUGUACGUUCGUGUACCAGAAGGAGAGGCGUUACAGUGCCUUACUGAAAGAGCAAUGGGCUGGCAAGACCGUGCACGACAACUACUGCAUUCCGACGAGUUGGAGUCUAUUGUAGCAAAAAUGUCGCUACUUUCUCAAAAAUAUACUGAAGCUUUAGCCAAGGAAAAGACUGAAAAAAUUAUUAACACUGAACUAAGAAAAGCUGCUAGUAAUUUGGAUGUCAAUCAGAAAGUUCAUGAACUGUCGAACUGGAGUGGUGUAAUUACUAAUUUUGAAGAAGGCGAAGAGAGGAUGACAAGUACACCUAGUAGUAGUAAUACAACAACAAAAGUAAAUAGAAGUCCAUUGGAUGGCGGGUAUGGUACAGGGGACGAAAAUUCGUGCACUAGUUCAUCGCCCAAGGAGGACUGCAUGGAUGACCAUGCAUAUUCUUUACAUUUAUCAAAAGACGACGCCGAUUCUUUGAUAUUUAUUAAUCCAGAGAAAAGGCAGCAUAUUGAAGAACUUCUGCUCGAAGGAGACCUCUUAGAAGUCUCACUUGAUGAGACGUUCCAUCUUUGGAAAAUUCUUCAAGUUUCGAGGGACCUGGAUAAAGAACCCAUACUAGUAGAUCUUGAUGUUCAACUGAAGGUUCCAUCAAAACGGGGUAGAAAGCGGCGUUCGGAUGAAACAGAAAUAAAGAAGUUAAAGCAACUCAAGGCUAAUUUGACGAAGAAGUUGAAGGGUAAGGAUCAAGGGUCUCGUAAAAGGGUGACUGGACGGAAAAGUGGUAAUAAAAACUCAGAAGAAGAGUCCGACGACGAAGAAGAGAAAUGUGCAGCUACUAGUUGUCUUUUACCAACUGGACAAGAAGUAGAUUGGGUUCAGUGUGACGGAGGUUGUGAACAGUGGUUCCAUAUGGCUUGUGUUGGCCUUUCAGCGCAAGAAAUUAACGAAGAUGAAGAUUACAUAUGUAUGAGUUGUUCAAAAAACAGUAGCGCAUUUGGCAGUUUACAACAAUCCCCGGAAAGUCAAUCGGCAGAAGAACCUGCAUCACCUGAAACAACACCACCCUGCGAAAGCAGUUCUACGUCUAAAGAAACCGUAUAGUUACAGAUUCUGUUGUAGGAAGUCCCAGUUAUUCUACGUAUGCUGUUCGCUAUCGGGGAAUUAGUAUACGAGCCCAAAUACAUAUGUCGUGUGCUUGCAUUUUACAACACCGUCCCUCUGUUGGCUUUUGUGAAGGUACAAUUAAAUUGUUUGUGAAUAACAUUCCGUUAAAAUCAUCCCAUAAAAAAAUACGAACGUAUUAGUGUUUUUCGUUGAUUUGGGUGAAGGUUUUCAGCGUUGAAGAAUGUUGAGGGCUAGAGAGAAAUUAUCAAGUGAAUUUUAGUUACGUUGAUUAUUAAUAUGAAUCUUAUUGUUUUUGCCAUACUUUUUUUUAAUAAUAAUAAUUCUCUAAAAAAUUUUAUAUAU
Agrilus planipennis (emerald ash borer) is the source of this 5711-nucleotide messenger RNA. RefSeq names its product lysine-specific demethylase lid (gene Kdm5). Gene Ontology annotation, biological process: chromatin remodeling. The record is from RefSeq and is a predicted model, not a curated record. Gene Ontology annotation, molecular function: DNA binding; histone demethylase activity. NCBI's taxonomy places the organism in Eukaryota, Metazoa, Arthropoda, Insecta, Coleoptera, Buprestidae. The transcript has 15 exons. Bases 507 to 5345 code for a protein of 1612 amino acids. Gene Ontology annotation, cellular component: nucleus.